UUAGCUAGCUAGUGUUUAUGCUAACGUACCGACAACACCGAGGUCAGAUCGCCCUCUCUACUGUGUCUGCAAAUAUAGGGCGUUUUCUCAUUGGCUGCCGACGGACACGGGGCAGGUCGCUCUCCUCGGUGCUGAAAUCUCUGCUCGUCGUGAUAAUGUGAACGGCGAUGAGGCCAAAAGGAGCGUCAGCCGAUGAACACCAAAAUGGACGAUGAUCUGUUCCAGCUUAGACAGCUGCCUGUUGUCUGCUUCCGUCGGACAGGUGAGAGCACACGCUCUGAGGAUGAUGGCGAGAAUAGAGAACAGGUUGUCAAGAUCGCAGAGCAGACUGAUCUGGAGUCAGUGGCACUUGCUGAUGGAGCUCCAGUUCCUCGGGAGUUUGCCAAUCCGACUGAUGACACAUUCAUGGUAGAAGAUGCUGUAGAGGCCAUAGGCUUUGGGACUUUUCAGUGGAAACUCUGUGUGUUUCUGGGGUUUUUGUUUGAUCAGAUGGCUGAUGCUAUGGAGAUGAUGAUCCUCAGCAUCUUAGCCCCACAGCUCCACUGUGAAUGGAGACUGCCCAGCCUCGAGGUGGCACUGCUCACAUCGGCAGUGUUUAUUGGAAUGAUGAUCAGCUCCUCUCUUUGGGGAAAUAUAUCCGACAAAUAUGGCAGAAAGACAGGUCUGAAGAUGAGUGUGUUGUGGACUAUGUUCUAUGGCCUAAUGAGUGCAUUUGCACCUAUUUAUGGGUGGAUCCUCAUCCUCCGUGCACUGGUGGGCUUUGGCAUUGGAGGAGCCCCACAGUCGGUGACACUGUAUGCUGAAUUUCUGCCUAUGAGGUCCAGAGCAACAUGCAUCUUGCUGAUUGAGAUAUUUUGGGCAUUGGGCACUGUGUUUGAGGUGCUUUUAGCCAUCCUGGUGAUGCCCACUCUGGGCUGGCGCUGGCUCCUUGGCCUUUCUACCAUUCCUCUCUUCAUCUUUGCCAUUCUAUGUUUUUGGCUGCCAGAGAGUGCUCGAUAUGAUGUGCUGACUGGGAACCAAGAAAAAGCUCUGGCCACACUGAAGCGCAUUGCCACAGAGAACAGAGCACCCAUGCCACUGGGAAAACUAGUCGCUGCCAGACAGGAGGAUCGUGGGAAGAUUCAAGACUUAUUUUCAUUAGACUUUCGCUGGACUACAGUUCUGCUUUGGUUUAUUUGGUUUGCCAAUGCCUUCUCCUAUUAUGGACUGGUACUUCUGACCACAGAGUUGUUUCAGGAGGGGGGUGCAUGUGGAAUGUCUAAAGGUAAUAAGAGGGAGCCCCGAUGCAGCUUGGAGUGUAAAUAUCUGAACUCUGAUGAUUAUAAAGACCUGUUAUGGACAACGUUAGCUGAAUUCCCAGGUCUGCUGGUGACACUGUGGGCAAUUGAUCGACUGGGAAGAAGAAGGACCAUGGCCUUGUGUUUCCUUGUUUUCUCUCUGUGCAUUAUUCCACUGUAUGGUUGUAUUGGGCGAGUAUCAAUGACAGUGUUAAUAGUCAUUGCCAGAGCCUUUAUUGCAGGAGGCUUCCAGGCUGCCUAUGUGUACACUCCAGAGGUGUACCCAACAGCGACCAGGGCUUUGGGGCUGGGAACAAGCAGUGGAAUGGCCAGAGUUGGUGCCCUCAUUACACCUUUUGUUGCACAGGUGAUGCUGGAGUCUUCUGUAUACCUGGCUCUCUCAGUCUACUGCUGCUGCUGCCUCCUAGCUGCCAUCGCCUCCUGUGCUCUGCCAAUUGAGACGACAGGAAGGGGCCUGCAGGAGUCCAGCCACCAUGAGUGGGGCCAGGAGAUGAUGGGCCGGGCGUCCUCCCGCAGCUCAGGGAGAAUCUCUCACUCCACCUCUGGCUCCCAGGACUGAGGACAUGCUGACUGGAGCACGACCAAAAGGCAGCCUUAGCAAAGAGGCGAGGAGAGGCAAGAAAGCUAAACCAGCUUUGCGUGUCCAUCACCUGUCCCAUCCUAUGACUCUUCAGUUUAGAGACCAAAGUGGCUUAAGAAAGCCAGGCAGCACAACAUUUUUACAUGUCACUGUAGUCUUCAGUCACCACUGCUGUCAUAAUUUUUCCAUUGUUUAACUGCACACAAGGUGAUUGGAAAGACCAAAUCACCCACACAAGUGUAAAAAUGAGUGGUGGACACAAUGGGAAACAAGAAUUCAAAUACUUAACAGAGUAUCUGAACCCUGCUUUUCUAAUCCCAGAGAAGCAAAGGGGAAUAGAAAGGGUGAGAGCAUUCAGAGCUGGCUUCAAACAACCAUUUUCUGUUUAAAGAGCCUUAAAACUACCUAUUCAGUUUAUGGAUGGGAGACCUACUCUUAACCCCAUGACAAGGCUGCUUCUAUUAUAAUGGGGAGACCUACUGUUAAAACCAUGACAAGGCUGCUUCUAUUAUAAUGGGGAGACCUACUGUUAAAACCAUGACAAGGCUGCUUCUAUUAUAAUGGGGAGACCUACUGUUAACCCCAUGACAAGGCUGCUUCUAUUAUAAUGGGGAGACCUACUGUUAAAACCAUGACAAGGCUGCUUCUAUUAUAAUGGGGAGACCUACUGUUAAAACCAUGACAAGGCUGCUUCUAUUAUAAUGGGGAGACCUACUGUUAACCCCAUGACAAGGCUGCUUCUAUUAUAAUGCUGGACAUAGAUGUGUAGAUAAGAAAGAGCAUUAUUUUGUGCACAGAAAUUGCCUGUUAAAAUGCACAUUAAAACUGAAAAAAAAAACUACAUCACAGUGGAAAACAGUUCUGCAUUAUCAAAUCAACAGACCGUCAGAUUAAACAGGGUCUAGGGUUACUUCAUUAUGUUCUUCAUCUUAACAGCAGGUAUUACUAUAGUAAUAACAAAACUAUCACCUUGGUCAUUACGUGUUCAUUUUAUUUCAACAAGAUGAAAAAUGUGCUGAAGCUAUCUGAGCAUAACAACAUUAGUGACAGCAUAUGAACAAUAUUUCAUAUAUUUAGCACAACCUGAAUGAGUCCACAGAUAUUUGACUGCAUCUGAAGACAACAUUAUCUAAGUCAAUUCAUAUUGUGAUAUUUAAAUCAGAGUAUUUUCAUCACAGAAAGCUGACUCAACCUAGUAAUUAAUAAUUACACAAUUUACUAAAUGACAUUAACAUGAGUAUAUGGUGUUAUGACUGAUAAACUGUGCCACAUCUCUUGCUCUACUUUACCAGACUCUAGACUUUGAGGCUGUGCACACAUAAACCUACAUGUGUAUGCGCAACCAUUUGGCAGGAUGUUACAUUCUGUAAAUAGUGCAUCAAUACCUGGUUUAGUUGUUGUCUUUGCUUUUGUUCGGAACAAAGGUGAAGACAUGAGGGUGUGUCUGUUUCUGCGAGGAACAUACUGGGCAAAGUGUUGUUUAAAAAAAAAAAAA
Monopterus albus (swamp eel) is the source of this 3373-nucleotide messenger RNA. It is a transcript of the gene svopa, whose product is annotated as SV2 related protein a. The transcript has 17 exons. The coding region runs from base 193 to 1857 and encodes 554 amino acids. NCBI's taxonomy places the organism in Eukaryota, Metazoa, Chordata, Actinopteri, Synbranchiformes, Synbranchidae. Gene Ontology annotation, molecular function: transmembrane transporter activity. Gene Ontology annotation, biological process: transmembrane transport. Gene Ontology annotation, cellular component: membrane. The record is from RefSeq and is a predicted model, not a curated record.